Schistocerca americana (American grasshopper) is the source of this 969-nucleotide messenger RNA. RefSeq names its product lysine-rich arabinogalactan protein 19-like. The transcript has 2 exons. The record is from RefSeq and is a predicted model, not a curated record. The coding region runs from base 1 to 969 and encodes 322 amino acids. Lineage: Eukaryota; Metazoa; Arthropoda; Insecta; Orthoptera; Acrididae.
AUGCACCGCGCAAAUUACGCAAGUAUCUGGAAGCGCGGCGUGUGUCUGGCAGGUGAGAAAGCUUCCGUCGGUCCAGCAGGACACUGCCACACCCCGCGCAGCCCCCCGGCGCCCGGCCGCGCGCGCGCCGUAAGGAUGCGUCGCCAGCCAGUGUCGGAGGCCGCACGCACCAAACGAAUGACAGGCGGUGCAUCGAGCAGCUGUGUCGCGUGUCUCACCUACGUCCGGCAGUCGCCUAUGAGACGCCGAGCCGAGCGCGGCGCGCACUCCGCGACGCCUUCGAGGCCGGCACAGCUGCCGCGCGAAGCUGUUGACAACACCACGUAUGCAGGCGCGGUGGUUGGACCCCCCUCGCUCGCCCCGCCCUACCGACAGGCUUCUGCCGCUCCUGCGGCUGUGGCUCCUGUGUCCGACAAUGUGACUCCGCCGACAGUUGUCGUGCCCCCGGUUGUGUCGGAACAAAGUUUACCUGCCGAACGCACCCCUCGCGAGGUCAGUAUUGCUGAUUUGCCAGCCGUCAGUGUUCCGGACGUGCACGUUGGGGAGUCUUCUGAAAUGUUGGUCGAGUCCCCCCGGCCGAUUUCCGUCCCCGCCCCGCCGACAGACAAGCGGAAAUUGCAGUCACAACCGGGCCUGUCCACUUCUGGCGAGGCGGAUGCUAGCAGCGCCGAAAGUGAGGUGUCCCAAGUUUCCACCCAGUCCGCCCCUGCCGAUCCAAAACCGAAGCGUAGGAGGUCUGAGAAACGUUCGAAAACGGCGCCCACUGAGGGCGACGGCGUUUCCUUCGAACAGGCCGUUGAGGGACUAACGGAUUCCUUGGUCCAAGGGCGUCGCGACGCACCUUUCGUGCACGGUCCACCUGUGUCGGUGCCUGCCACCCCCGCUUCCCGGGCCGUCCCGGACGCCGCACCUCCUCCUUCGGACACCAUGCAGUGGUCUGAGGAUGUGGAGGAAGAUCAUUUUUUCUAG